UACUGUUGCCGUUGUCCUUACUGGAAGCAUUGUGGAAGCUUUGGAAGGUCGGGAUUGCGACGAGGCUGCGGCUGCUGCGCCACAGCGCAAACGUUGCGAGAAUACCACCUUUGCGCGCGCAUUGAUGUCGUUGACCGUGGUCUUCAGCGAUCGACACACCUCGGCACGCCGAUUAAAGCGUUGAACUUUUAUCCAAAUGCACAAAAGAAAAAGAAAGUCGUUCCCCGCACCGUGAUUUUGGCAGGGCACUAUUGACCCGUGCAAGUUGCCGAGCACUUUCAUCGCACGUCUAUUUUGGAUCGCGAAACAGCUGUGCGGUUGCCGCCCUUGCGGGGCUGUCCCAGCGCCGCAGGAGGAGUCAUCAGCGUCUGUGGACAGCGUUUCGCCGUAUUGUUCGUCCGUGUUCUACGGGGGAAAGUGUGGGGAAGACUCCGCAGAUGGGGCUUCCGACGCGCGCCGCGCCACAUCGGUGACCGCGGUACCGGCGUGACUCUUCCGCGGUGUGUGCGCAAUGUCUGUCCGUGUGUUGUGAGAAGGGUUAACGGCGGAUAGCCUUUCCGCCGAGCUGCUUGAUGCUGGACUCGACGUUGCUGCGCAAGCGCUUCUACAAGAAGCUCAACAUCCCGGGCAUGGAGGGACGCGGCCCGCCGGUUGUGACGGCGCAGGAGAACGCCAGCGAGCGACCGACCACCCUCGUUGGGCCCCUGGCCCGUAACUUUUGCGUCAAAUACCUCGGCUCGAUGUGUUUAGACCGGCGUUACACUACUCCGAUGUUGCCUUGGAUAGUGGCAGACUUACGGCGCGAGGGUCUGCGAAAACCCUUGGACGUGCUUCUCGAAGUACGCGAUUCGUCUCUCAAGGCGCGGUCCUACCAUGACGAGCGACUCGUGUUUGACCAUCCGCUUCAGUCGAUAUCCAAGUUCUCCCAUUCGAACGCCGAUCGCACCUGCUUCACGUACCUGCAGAGAAACGCUCCCGACGAGCUGCCCUACUGUCACGUCUUCCAGGCUAGCGACAAGGACACGGUGGUGGAGCUGUUCAUGACAGUUCGGGAGGUGAGCAAGGAACUGUCGCUGCACCAUGGUGCCGGCGCCCCGCUUGCAAGAGCAGGCAGCUGUACUGACUUAGGAGGUGCCAGCGGAGUACACCAGUUUGAGGUGCUGUACGUGGGCAAGAUCAAGGGUUCGUCCAAGCAGAGUGCGCACAACUUUCUAGACGAUGCUGUCGAGAGAGCGCGGGCACGACAGGCUGUAGAAGCCAGCCUGCACCCGGCCACCAGUGAAGGUCCCACGGUCGUGUCAAGCGCAACAAGUGCCGAGAGUGUGAGCAGCUCCCUGGAGAACAUCACCGAGGGUAACCAUGCGGAUGCUCGGGAAGCGCUGCUCGAGGACCUGCGCAGCUGUGGUGGUGGCAGCAUUAGCAGCAGCGGAGGUGGCGCCUCACUGCUCGCACCACCACCGCACACGCUAAUCACACACACACACAGCCUGGAUACCCAGUCUCGCCAGGCACUCUGCCAAGAGCUGCAGAAUGCUGCAACAAGUGCGACCCGUGGCUCAUCGGCAAGAGUGCGGUCAGUGAGCGGCGACCAGCCUCGACCUACGAAGCAAACGUCACUGCCAACGUUUCGGCCGCGUGUGAGCAGUGGGGGUGCCGUGGAUCUCCGUCGACUUCUGCAGUCUGAGCGGCGCAGCAAUCGCACCAUGCUGUUGCUAGUGAUGCAGAGGGAGCUGCGAUUGCUCAGCACCGAUCGCAAGCAGAUCCUAGUGAGCCGACCCUUCACCGACAUCUCGCGCUGCUACCAGGGCAUCAAGUAUGCCGACCACUUCGGCUUCAACUGCCGCGAUUCCUCACUCUCCUCGACUGACAAAUACAUCGCUUACAUCUUCAAGUGCUCCUCUGUCCAAGUGGCGAACGAGAUAAUGCAGACGCUAAAGCAGGCCUUUCGCUGUGCACACCAGAACCAUGUGCAGAAGGAAGGUGGCUCCGCAGUGCAGUCAUUGUGCGAUUCCUGUCCCAUGCAUCGAUUCCACAAACUUUGCCUUGAUCUGGAAGGGCUUUCCCCGGAGGACUGUUGUACCACCAUCCAGAAGUAUAUUCACAACUUGUCCGACUCAGACAAACAGAUCAUUGCCGCCAGAUACCAGCUGAAUGACUGCAGGACAGUGCAGGACAAGAAUGAGCUUUACAUGAUGCUGCUGCGGAACCUGUAUGAGCAGAAGCAGACUAAGCACUGCCAUGCGCAGAAGUCUGAGGGACUGCUGGACCUGAAGGCACCAUCAUUUGUGUUCGAUAGCUUCAAGGAAAAGGCCAAAAGUCCAUCACAAACUCGUUCGACACCAUUCAGAAGAGGCAGAGAGGGGCGUGGAAGAUCGGCCACGCUUCCGUCUGAGGAAGCAUUUAAACUUACUCUGAGCGAUGCAUCGCCUACGGGUUCCCGUGAGGGCAGCUGUGACCCAACCACCCCAGUGCGAAGUUCGUCACCACAGCAGCUGCGGCCACGCAGCUCCACUGUCAGCACACCAGAGACGCCCAAGCGCAGCCCACUGGUGAACAUAUUCAUGAAGGUGGGACACACACGGCGCCAUUCUUCGAGUGACGAGGAGCCAACCGAUGCAACUACCGAGGAAACUUCAUGCAGACAGUCUAUCUUUCAGCGCGUAAACACGCCCAUCCGAAGCAGCAACCACAGCGGGGAUGAUCCAGGGGAGUCGCCACUCACCCCUGGCAUUGCUGUGCGCCGAACGCGGGAGGAGCUUCGUUCCCUGUGGCGUAAGGCCAUUCAGGAGCAGGUGCUGCUUAUCCGCAUGGAGAAGGAGAACAGGCAGCUUCAAGGUGUACCGAGGCAUCGACGUGGCGAGAUUUGGCUGCUUUUGGCAGAACAGUACCAGCUGCGAUCGUCACCUAUUGCCGAGAUUGAUUCCUCAACGACUUAUGAGCAGCUGCUGAACCAACUGACAACACACCAGCAUGCCAUCCUCAUCGACCUUGGACGGACAUUCCCCAGCCAUCCAUUCUACCGUGACAGCCUGGGAGCCGGCCAGCUCUCAUUGUACAACCUGCUCAAAGCAUAUUCUCUGCUCGACCCACAAGUGGGCUACUGCCAAGGGCUCAGCUUUGUUUCGGGUGUGCUUCUGCUGCAUAUGACUGAGGAGCAAGCCUUUGGCAUGAUGAAGCACCUGUUGUUUCACUUGGGGCUGCGACGACAGUACAAGCAAGACAUGGGUGCAUUGCAGAGCACUGUGGCAGCUUUACAAGGACGGACAUUCCCCAGCCAUCCAUUCUACCGUGACAGCCUGGGAGCCGGCCAGCUCUCAUUGUACAACCUGCUCAAAGCAUAUUCUCUGCUUGACCCACAAGUGGGCUACUGCCAAGGGCUCAGCUUUGUUUCGGGUGUGCUUCUGCUGCAUAUGACUGAGGAGCAAGCCUUUGGCAUGAUGAAGCAUCUGUUGUUUCACUUGGGGCUGCGACGACAGUACAAGCAAGACAUGGGUGCAUUGCAGGUGCAGCUGUAUCAGUUGUGUCGCCUGCUGUACAGUCGGCACCGAGAGCUGUACCAGCACCUAGAUCACUUCGACAUUGCCCCAGCUCUGUACGCUGCACCCUGGUUCCUGACUUUGUUUGCUUCACAGUUCCCACUGGGAUUCGUCUCUAGGCUCUUUGACGCCAUCUUUCUUCAGGGCAUGGAGGCCGUGUUCAAAGCAGCCCUGUCUCUGUUGUCACACUUUGCGGACACCCUGCUGAGCUGCAACAGCUUUGAGUCCAUCAUGGAGUGCUUCAAGAACACCCUGCCUGCACUGGAUGCACCCACGAUGGAGGGCAUAGUCUCAGGCAUGUUCUCCUUGGACCUGGGCCAGGAGCUGGUGUCCUACCAGGUCGAGUACCACCUCUUGCAAGAGGAGAUGGUCUACACGCCCAAGAGACCCGGACUCUCAUCGGCUGAUCUCGAAGAGAACCGUACUCUGCGACGCCAGAACAUGGAGCUUCUGGAACAGCUCCAGGUGGCAAACAACAAUGUGAGCCGCCUCGAGGCCUCGGUGAGCUCGUACCAAGGCACAGUCCAACACUUGGAGAAGCGCAUCCGGCAGCUGGAAGACGAGCGGGAUGCACUGCUCCACAGCAACGCAGCGCUGCGCCACCGCCUAGACCGACUGGAGGCCGCAGAUGAGCGCAAUGCGCGCUCACUCAGCUUCGGAGCGUCGGGGGAAGCGCAUGACGACAUCGCGCAGCUUGUGCGUCGGCUGGGUGACCAGGGCCCUUUGCCAGAAGAUGAAGAGUGGUGCCCGCCUCGUGCCGAUGGCUGUGAUGGCCUCUGAGUUACGCAGAGACUACCAGUGUUUCAAACUACAUGUGGAGAGGUUAGACCACUUGCGGGUUACCGAUGUAUGUAGAUUGUUGCUCUACGAUCUAGAAUAUGACGGAGGGUAUGCUAUCCAGAGAGACAAGCUUUUUCAUCAUCUUUUUCUGUACGAAAGACUACUCUUGCAGUUGUUUGGCAUUAGCUUUAGCCGCAACAUUGAUGUAUGGGAAGUUGCGAAGCAGCAUUAGAGCGAUAGUUUGGGUGACUAGGGAAGUAGCUUGUUGUACAAAGUUCUCGCGACCAGGCUAAGAAAGCUUGCACCCACAUACUUCCUUUUUUCAUUUCUAGCCUGUCUAUGUUGUUUCGUGUAGUUGUUGCCAUAAGUGCGAGGCUUCUCAGCGACUGGUACAGAAAAAGGGCCACCAUACGAUCUCAGCCGUAAACGUAAACCAGGCAUUAUAGCGGAAGUGGAUGUGCUGUUUGCCUGCGUAUCGUGGUUGUGUUAUAGGUCACAGUAAUGUUGACUUCUAAAAAGCAGACAUACGGUCGUGUACUCUGAUUAUGAUUGGAAACACAUUUUCUAAUUGCGUUUAUCAAACCUCAUAUUUUUACAUGACAGAAUCUUUUUACCAUUAUUAUUGAAGUGACAGUGCAAUGAAAGAAAUGACAGUCGCUACCCACAGUCUGCUUUUCUUUCCUAGGCUCCCGCAAGUUGUCAAAAAUAGUGAAUAAGGGUAAAUCUAUGUUUUGGUAGGGUAUCUGAAGAUUUCUACUUGCGGCUGCUAAAAGUAAGGCUGUAUGUUGAGCAACAUCAAGCAGAAAUUUAGCGAGCAUUGAGCAGUGAGCAAGUUAGAGGCAACAAAUGUGACAUGCCGAGAUGAUGUAGUUUGGUUGACGAGUGACUACCUGGCCCAAGUUUAAUUGACAGAGAUGCCUAAGGAUGGCAGUCUUGCUGCAGUAAAAAUUUUGCUGUGAAGUUGAGGAGGCACCUACUAGUGCGGCUUAUAAUUUAUAUCAGCCUGAGUGGCAAUUCCAUUAAGAACUCAUGUUAAGGGUGUUUGUAAUGAGAUCUAGAAUUUGUUCCUGAAAAGGAAAGAAUGAGGGGAGAAGUAUGCCGGAGAUAUAACCUUGCUCUAUUUUUGUUGGUUUUCAGGGGUCUAUGCAGCAAGGAUUAGUUUAAUUAAGAGCACUGGCAGAAGCCCAUUGUCACUUCAGUAUGACACCCAUUGCCAGGAAGUUCCUUAGUCAACAGCUGCAAGGGGGUGUUGUGGUUUAUGUGAUGUCCAUACUGAUUAUGCUUCAGUUCGGUCUUUGCAGGGGUCAGAAUUCUCAGUUUUAAUGUUAGGGUGACAGCUCGCGCUGCCACAAAUUGAGGAAACCCAGUCGCUUAUGUGCCGUGUAUGUUUUUCUUAGGCAGCUGUUUUAAUGUUUUAGAUAAGCCUGCUGGAAAGGGCGGCCAGCGCUGUGCUUUCCGACAGACGGUAUAUCUUACGGUCUUGUACAUGUCAAAUGAAGUAUCCCUUUGGGUUUGUUUUACGAUGCUUUUUCACGCCUCCUGGUGCUAGUCACUGUUAAGGAAGGGGGCUUACCAGGUUUGUCUUCCUACCCUGCUACCAAACUUGCACUUUCAUAGUCAUGUGUCCUAGGUGUAGCAGUUAUGUUAUGAUGGACAUGGAGACACACACCAUCAAAAAAAGAAAGAAACCUUAUACCAAAUCAUUGCACAUUGCAUACCUCUGCAACAUUUUUUUCAGAGCUGAUUUUUAGCUUAUCCUCUCCUUAACCAUCUCAGUUUCAGUCAUGGUCAAAGACUGUUAACCUUCUUCAUUGGCCAAAGCUAAGCUUAUAACAUAAUGAAAAAGCAGCGUAAAACUUAAACUGCUUCACCGCUAAAGAACGGGGGAAGUGCCGUCUCUACUGUCUCUCACUUUUCCUUUUCAAAUUGAAUGUUUCUUAUAAGAUAUAAAUUUUUCAGAAUACUUUUUAAUGCUAUUAUUAGAUGCAAUAACUCAAAUUAGGCCAAGACCUGUUGAAUUUCUUGACAUAUUGGUGUUCAUUCAAACCUACAGUAUCAAGCAGCUGUCAUUAAAAAUAUUAAGCGUUCUCAGCUGCACAUGUCAGGUUGACUAGUGAACUGCAGUUUUUCAUUGCUCCUUUGCAAGCAAGCUAGGCAUUUAUUUCGCAUUUAUUUCUUGAAGGAAAAGGCUCGUUAUAUUUGAAUAUACAUACACCAUCUAUGUAUGCAUGUGACAACUUGGAUAGGCACAGCAAUAGUAUAUUCAUCAGGGUGGUUUAUGUGGACUUGACCUCAGAUCAUCUAUCAGUGUUUAUCAACAAGGUAGCCAGUUAGAUUGCUGAAAAAAAAAAUUACACGUUUCGCAUUUGUAUCAUACAGAAGAAUCAUUAUAUGCAGCAGAUUUGAAUGGCUGCUCCUGUUAUAUACAGUAUGUAUCUUACCGUAGUGCACGUUCCUUGUUCGGUCUUGCUGCAUACUUUCGAAGUGCUGCAAGCUGGUAUGCAGGUAGCUAGUAGUGAUAAUGCUUGUGUGCAAAGUGCGUGCUUGCUUGCUUCAAAUGGCUUGUUUUAAGUGCUGCGGAGUAGUGUCAUGAUUGACGCUCUUCAUUUGGGACUUCGCGUGCAAGGCCUGACUUAGAGUAGGGCGUGCAUUGUGCCGUACGGCACUUGUGUCCUGCUCGAAGUGGUGCCUUAGUUUUGCCAACAAGCAAAACCCAAGGGCAAUGCCGGGCAGUUCCCAUCACUUUGCAUGCAGCUAUGGUGUAGCCAGGGUUUACAGCCGAUGGAAGCGUAAUCUCGGUUCUUGUAUAUGUGGUGCUUUUGAGGCUGUUAAGUGUUGUCUUUGUUGUUGCUGUUGAUACAAGCUAUCAGUUGCUGGUUACAAAAAAAAACAA
This is a messenger RNA of Rhipicephalus sanguineus (brown dog tick), 7209 nucleotides long. It is a transcript of the gene plx, whose product is annotated as TBC1 domain family member 4-like. The record is from RefSeq and is a predicted model, not a curated record. NCBI's taxonomy places the organism in Eukaryota, Metazoa, Arthropoda, Arachnida, Ixodida, Ixodidae.